Molecule: messenger RNA, 952 nt
Organism: Nerophis lumbriciformis (worm pipefish)
Lineage: Eukaryota; Metazoa; Chordata; Actinopteri; Syngnathiformes; Syngnathidae
Biological process (GO): regulation of transcription by RNA polymerase II
Cellular component (GO): nucleus
Molecular function (GO): DNA-binding transcription factor activity, RNA polymerase II-specific
Source: RefSeq, a predicted model, not a curated record
GACGGGAGUGGGAAGUAGAAAAGAGGACGUGAGUGACAUUGAUGCAAGAACAAGUGUAUUUCAAGAGUCACUCCUCCACCAUGCCGCGCUCCUUCCUCGUCAGGAGCAAAAAGAAUAAUCCAUCUUCAGAGUUUCAUCCUCGGAGAAGAAACCCUGACGAUGUGAUCGGGAAAGACCCUCAGACUGAAGUCCGUUCCCCCGGGGAUCAGUGCCUGCACCCUCCAGGCCACACGUCUAUAUCUGGGAUGAGAGCAGAUGUUGGCACGUCGUCCCCGACUCGGUCGGCGGACAGACAUCAGGCGUCUGACAGAGAGCGAGAACUGGAGAGACUGGUCUUCAUGCUCCUCCACCACACGUCACAUAUGGACAUCAAAUAUCCAUUCAGCCAGUGUCCUCUCUGUGAUAAGUCUUCAGGCUUCGCAUCGAGAGUCGGCAUGCACGCUCACUCUGGCGACACCCCUCCUCUGUCGUCGGUGAGGUCGCCCACAGCUGCAGAAAUCCUGCCCCUGAGCUUCAGGGCGGUGCGAGGGCACAGGGAGCGCAACUUUGGCUGCAAAGUGUGCGGCAAGACGUUUAAGCGCUCGUCCACGCUGUCCACCCAUCUCCUCAUCCACUCGGACACCCGACCCCACCCCUGCCAGUACUGCGGGAAGAGGUUCCACCAGAAGUCCGACAUGAAGAAACACACCUUCACACACACAGGGGAGAAACCGCAUGUGUGCAAGGUGUGUGGCCGAGGGUUCAGUCAGAGCUCCAACCUCAUCACUCACAGUCGCAAGCACAACAGCCAGCAACCUUUCAGCUGCCCGCGAUGUCCUCACGGCUUCCAGCGCAGGGCGGACCUCCAGCGCCACCAGGAGACGCAGUGCGGCUAUGGAGGAGACGUGUUUGCGCACAAGUGACAUGUGCUGUGUGGACCAAGGAGUCGCAGCAAUCAGACGGAGGAUGCCAU